GGAGGCCGACCAGACCAAUGCUGAGCCUGCCGAAAUCGCGUGCCCGUCGGCCCCACGCGCGCGGCCCGGCGAGUUUCCACGCGCUUUCGCCAUCCGGCGCCCCCUUCGCCCGCCGCACUCGUCUUUAUCUCUUCCACCUAACCCUUCUCCUCGCCUCAUUCCCAUCGCCCCUCUUCUCUCUUCCACGCCCAAUCUUCUCCCCUUUCAUAGAUCGAUUUCGGAUCUCUACGUUCCAUGGGUGAUCUCACGGAUUCCUCCACCCCUCAGCCUCAGGUUCAGCCUCCGCCGCAGCCGCCGUCCCGGCAGCUUCCGUUCCGGGAGGAUUGCUGGACGGAGGAGGCUACGGCCACGCUCGUGAACUCCUGGGGCCGCCGUUACUUGGAACUCAACAGGGGGAAUCUCCGGCAGAAGGAUUGGCAGGAGGUUGCCGACGCCGUCAACACGCGUCACGGCCAUACCAAGAAGACUCGCCGGACGGACGUCCAGUGCAAGAAUCGGAUCGAUACUCUUAAGAAGAAGUACAAGACGGAGAAGGCUAAGAUCGCCGACUCGAACGGAACCCUAACGUCGUCCUGGCCGUUUUUCUCCGAUUUGGAUCUGUUGAUCGGAUCUAAUUUCAACAAGCAUAACGCCAAACUAACGCCGUCCCCGGCGCCGUUACAACAGGCGUCUCCUUCGCACUCUCCGAUUCCGUUAUCCCUUCCCUCGCCGCCAAUGGCCGUGCCUCUGUCCUACCGCCGCCCAUCGACGCCGGUUGUUCUGCCUCACAAGCGCCCCUUACCUUCCCCGGUUGUGGAUGAGUCGUACUUCAGGAGGAAUUAUUCCGCCAUGGCGGCCGCGGCUGCCGCCGCCGAGGAUGAACCCGAUGCAGACGACGACGACGGCGACUCUCCCGGGGAGGAAACGGAGGGAAGCGAGGAUAGGGCGGCGGCUCCUCCCCGUGAAGAAGAAGACGGACAAGAGGGAAUGAGGAGAUUGGCGAAGGCGAUAGAGCGGUUCGGGGAGAUAUAUGAGAAAGUGGAGGGCAUGAAGCAGAGGCAGCUUGUGGAGUUGGAGAAGCAGAGGAUGCAGUUUGCCAAAGAUUUGGAAGUUCAAAGAAUGAGGCUAUUCAUGGAUACUCAGGUCCAGCUGGAGAAGAUCAAACAGGCCAAACGAUCUAGAUCUUCUGAUGAUAAUUAUAGCUAGCUAGCCGGAAGGAAGAUAAUUCUUGAUCCAAAUUAAUUGUCGUGCAGGCGCGAGAUGGUUGUGAAUCCCUUGUCCCAAGUUAGGACAAAUUUUCAAGCUGUGGAGGGUUCACGAGAGCCUAAACUUUCUAGACACUGCCGUGUAUUUAUCAUUUCUUUGUUUGUUUUUGGUUAAAUUGACUGCAGAAUUGUCUAAUAGAAUAGUGGUCUCUCUAUCCUUUAAUGGCUUAUUUAUAAGAAAACUAGUUCUACUUUGCAUGUUCAA
This is a messenger RNA of Andrographis paniculata, 1449 nucleotides long. Its product is annotated as trihelix transcription factor ENAP2-like. Gene Ontology annotation, molecular function: transcription cis-regulatory region binding. Gene Ontology annotation, cellular component: nucleus. The coding region runs from base 235 to 1185 and encodes 316 amino acids. The record is from RefSeq and is a predicted model, not a curated record. Lineage: Eukaryota; Viridiplantae; Streptophyta; Magnoliopsida; Lamiales; Acanthaceae. The transcript is spliced from 2 exons.